UGAGCCACCGCUUCGUUUUUGUCCGUUUUUCAGUUUUUUGGGCUGGUGGGCGUCAAACUUAGAAAUUUGAGACUGACUGCGAUAUUAGCCCCCAUUAAGCGGUGGACUUCGGCUGUUCUUCUCUCCAACGAUAAUUUUGUCCCCAGACAGCAUUCUCGAUCCGCCCCUAGUCAAGCCCGAAUUGCCGAAAUCCCGGGUUCCCCAUGCCUUCCUUUUUCCCUUGUAGCAGGAAAUUGCUGCUUGGGCAGGCAAAGUUAUCGUUGAGUAGGAUGUGAAGUUUCUCAGGAUUAAAGGGGAUUGGCUCACAAUGCAGACUUGCUAAGUUUGGAGUUCAUCUAAUGGACGAAUUGGGUUGAGCUGAGGGGGAAUAGGAUAUGUCAUCAGGGUUGCUUCCCAAACCGAAUUCUGCCUUUUGUUUUGGGGUUCAGAGAGGUUUAAGAGUGAAACUAGCACCAACCCACAAGUUAAUAGAAUCUUUGACAGUAAAAAGAAGUCAGAAAUUUGGGGCUUGUUAUACUUACAGUAGAACCAAGCAUUCUGCCGUUGAGGCAUUUUCUCAGACACGUGGUGGUGGUGGUGUUCUAUCGCGCCCGUCUUCUCAAGCUUUUGGGAAUUUUAGUGGAGCCAUGGCUGUUUCUAGUUCAACGGCUGCCCCUGGAGACCUUGUUAUGGAUACUUUUAUCUCUGGUUGUGGGAAUGUUUCGAGUUUUGCUAAACCUGUUGUGAUGUAUUUUGGCAAUAGAGGUCUCGAUAAUUGUCAAAAAGCUAGUCUGAGUUUGAGAAAUGGGGUAACCAAUAGCCGCUGCACUGAUCGUGCUUUUUCUGUGCUUGGAGGUAGAUGGAAAUGUCGCAGCUCGAAUGCCCUUGUUGGGUCGUGGUUUAGAAGCUGCAGUUCCUCAUCAUCACCAUGUUGUUCGACUGGGGCUGCAUCUGAUGUACUCUGCAACGGAACCUCAUUCGACGAACAGCUAUCAAGUCUUGCCAUACCACCAGACCAAAGAUCUCUAAGCAACAGAACACUGAAGCUACACUCUGGAUCAUGCUACCUACCCCAUCCUGAUAAAGAAAAAACAGGUGGAGAGGAUGCUCAUUUCAUCUGUUCGGAUGAGCAAGCAAUUGGUGUGGCAGAUGGAGUUGGUGGUUGGGCGGAGGUUGGGAUUAAUGCUGGAGAAUAUGCUUGUGAACUCAUGUCUAACUCGAUGGAUGCUAUUAAAAAUGAGCCCGGGGAGUUUAUUGAUCCCGCUCGCGUAUUGGAGAAAGCACACUCGGAAACAAAUGCUGUGGGUUCCUCAACAGCCUGCAUCAUUGUGCUAAAAGACCAGUUUCUGCAUGCCAUAAAUCUUGGAGACAGUGGAUUUAUUGUGGUCAGAGAUGGCAGCACCACCUUUGAGUCUCCAGUCCAGCAGCAUGGAUUCAAUUUUCCCUAUCAACUGGAAAGAGGAAAUAAGGGUGACCUUCCAAGUUCCGGUCAGGUUUUCAAGAUUUCAGUUUUACCGGGAGAUGUCAUUGUUGCCGGAACAGAUGGGCUAUUUGAUAACUUGUAUAAACGUGAAAUAACUACAAUUGUUGGUGCAGCAGUGACAUCGGGUUUCACCCCUGAGUUGACAGCACAAAAAGUUGCAGCUUUGGCGCGCCACCGAGCGCAGGACAGGGAAAGGCAAACUCCAUUUUCUACUGCAGCACAAGAGAUUGGAUUCUCUUAUUAUGGUGGAAAACUUGAUGACAUUACGGUGGUUGUUUCGUAUGUCUCUGACUUGUCAGGCUCGACUGAAACAUAGAUUUUACAAUUCUUACAUUUGACUUUAUACAGUCCUUUCCUCAUUCUGGCCUUUGAAUACGUGGUGUUUAUUCUCUUUACAAAGCUUUCGAGAUUUUCCAGAUUUCCUCACCCCCUUUCUCCCUCUUCUUUUGCAAAUUUGAUACUAAAUUUGAUACGUAUGAAGGUGUUCCGUUACAGUUGUAAGAUAUGGAUAGUAGUUUCCUAGCUUUUUGAGCUGCCGUUGAACCCA
Messenger RNA from Coffea arabica (coffee), 2009 nucleotides. Lineage: Eukaryota; Viridiplantae; Streptophyta; Magnoliopsida; Gentianales; Rubiaceae. The record is from RefSeq and is a predicted model, not a curated record.